Molecule: messenger RNA, 1362 nt
Organism: Venustampulla echinocandica
Lineage: Eukaryota; Fungi; Ascomycota; Leotiomycetes; Helotiales; Pleuroascaceae
Exons: 4
Coding region: 1-1362 (453 amino acids)
Cellular component (GO): cytoplasm
Molecular function (GO): calcium-dependent phospholipid binding; calcium ion binding
Source: RefSeq, a predicted model, not a curated record
AUGGCUUACCAACAACCCCCCUACGGCGGAUACGGAGCACCUCCUCCAGGGCAAUAUCCUCCGCCUCAACAACCGUAUCCUCCCCAGGGUUACCAGCAGCAGCCGCCUUACGGCGCUCCCCAAGCGGCACCCUACCCACCACAGCAGUACGGGUCGUCCGCACCCCCGCCUGGUCAAUAUCCCCCUCCCCAGCAGCCCUACCCUCCGCAAGGCGGCUACCAGCAACAACAACAGCCUUACGGCGCUCCUCCUCCCGGUCCUCCUGCUCCCGGAUACGGCGCCCCUCCACCCCAGCAAUAUCAACAGCCUUAUGGCGCUCCCCCUCCAGCUCCGGCCCCUUACGGCGCUCCUCCUCCCCAGCAGUACGCCCCACCACAACCCGCAUACGUUCAACCCACUCCGCCGUCUCUUGGAUAUGGACCGGCGCAGCAGAUAGGCUGGGAUGGAGUCGCGGAUGCUGAGACACUCCGAAAGGCCAUGAAGGGCUUUGGCACAGAUGAGAAAGCUCUCAUACGUGUAUUGGCAAGCAAAGAUCCACUGCAAGCCAAUGUCCUGCGGCAAACCUUCAACUACCGCUUUAGCCGAGAUCUUAUUAAAGAUAUCAAGAGCGAAACAUCUGAUUGGUUUGAAGAGGGCCUUUGUGCACUCGCUCGUGGACCAUUGCAACAAGAUGUUUAUUUAUUGCACGAAGCCAUGUCUGGUCCUGGUACCAACGAAAUGCUACUUAAUGAUGUGUUACUGGGGAGAUCAAAUGCCGACAUACGGGCGAUCAAGGAGGCGUAUUCUAAGACAUACCGCAGCAAUCUAGAAUCAGAUGUCAGGGGAGACUUGAGCAUGAAGACCGAAAGACAUUUCAUGAUGGUUUUGGCGGCCAACAGGAACGAAGAGAGUGCGCCAGUUAUCCCACAACAGAUUGAUGCGGAUGUGAUGGAACUAUACAAAGCAACCGAGGGCAAGACGGGAACAGACGAAUUGCUGGUGUGCAAUAUCCUUACUCAGAGAAGCGAUGCUCAAAUUAGAGCCAUUGCGCAUACAUAUCAGGAGAAGUUUAGGAGAGAUCUGGAGACUGUCAUCAAAAAGGAAUUCUCCGGCCAUAUGGAGGACGCUCUCUUGCACCAGCUUCGAACCGGCACCGAUAAAGCGAUGCGCGACGCCGUCAGCCUUGAAGACGCGAUGGCGGGUAUGGGGACCAAGGAUAUGCUCCUCACGAAUAGAGUCAUCAGGGCGCACUGGGACAGAAACCAUAUGCAACAAGUCAAGGGAGCAUUUCAGCAUAGAUUCAGGACGAGUCUUGCGAACAGGAUCCGGGGUGAGACAAGUGGCGAUUACGAAGACUUGCUUGUUGCUUGUUUGGGCGGAUAA